Messenger RNA from Iphiclides podalirius (scarce swallowtail), 1872 nucleotides. Lineage: Eukaryota; Metazoa; Arthropoda; Insecta; Lepidoptera; Papilionidae. The record is from the annotation of a GenBank genome assembly.
AUGUCGACUCUGGGCCGCGGUCGCGGCUACACGGGGCGGCACCACCUGCGCGAGCCCAGGCCCGGCGAUCCCGAGCUGGCCGAGGAGUUGGACGCGGCGCGCACCCUCGCUGAGCUCAGUCCGCGGGCGACAGAUCCGACAAAACUAGACCUCAACAAAGUAGAAGUAAAGAAGUUUAAGGAACCUGACACCGAAAAGAAAGAAGAGAUUGAAGUAACUGAUAACACAUCUCGGGCCAAUAUAGAGGAAGACCCUGCAUUGCAAGAGUUACUGCAUAUUGAUGAACAGUUUUUACCCCUUUUAGUCUUGUUAGAACAAUUCUCACCGGGCGAAGAUGGCAUCCAGUUCAACAGAAAACUUCGUCACUUUGAAACGACAGUUUCUAACAUGUGCCAGGAUGAGACAAGGCUGCACAUGGCGUUUGCAACGUUCCGAGCGGCAGCCCUACAAAGUUUGGUCACUUCUCGUAAGCUGGCAGCUGUUGGAGCCUCGUUCACGCGUCAACAGAGGCAGCAACUUCUCAGGGGAGCCCUACUUAAUGUGGUCAUGCAGGGAACUUUCACCAAACUGGAUAUAUUGGAGCGGUCAAAUCCAAUGUACUUAAUCAACGCUGCGAACCUCAUGGGUGAUUAUUUUGCAGAGGCGCGUCUGUGCAAUGGCAACAAAGUUCACAUCUUGGCGAGUCCGUUACUACAGUAUAUGAGAGCAUUAUUGGCUAGUGAUGAUGUUCGAGCCCAUCGCAGCUUGGCCACACAGCUCAUGCAAAACGGCCGCGAACUGCUGUCGGUAAUGUCUCACGAACUGGACGAGCUGUCCAUAUCGAUAAAGCUGCGUCUACUCACGCCGCCGCCUGUUAACAUCAUCUGGCUGCUGCUAUCGGCGGACUUGUGCCUGAACAAGUUCCUGCCUCUGCCCAACACGCUGCAGCAGUUCUACGCGGCUCACCUGGACCUCAGCAGCGAGGAGAGCUUUAGCGAGGUCAGCUACGGCUCGUGGAAGAAGAGCCCGGAAAAGGAGGAGUAUCGCUCCGAUGUCAGUUCAGACCUCAGCGGGGCGGACAAAGUCGGGCACAACCUCUCGCAGGUCAGCUUGAAUCACGACGACGACCCCAAGCCCAAAUUGAGACCGAUACUGGGUGCGGGAGCCGGUCUACUAAGACAAGAGCAGGCAAUGUCCCUCGAGAGCUUUGACUCUAGGGUCACUAAGACUAACCUCACGAAGAGGUACGACCUUAACUCGUGGAGGCAGGCGGACGACGAGAAGAAAGAGGAGGCCGUAGAGCCGGUGUUCAACCCGACAGUGCUGCCGCCCAACAUGCAGCAAAACUACACGGUGCCCGAUUACCCACCGCCGAAUGUGUUCAGCUACCAAGAGAACUACGCAAACUACCUGCAACAAGGGGACGGCGCUUACAUACAGAACCAGCAGUUCGCGGGCAACCAAAGCUUCACGCCCCAAGGUGACUUCGCGCCCCAGUACACAACAGAUCAGCCCCAGCCAACACCGGAGAGGGUGAACAGCGAGGUGCAGAAGACCAGCAACAGCAGGAGGCCGGUGGAGAACUGGCGAAUGGAGAAGGGCGAAGCGAAAGAAGAUUCAAACAAGGGCAGACAGCGCAACUGGUCGAGGCAACGGUCCAAAGACAACGUCAACGACGACGAAGAGAAGGGGGAGAACUUCCGCUCCUCCUCGAGAAGUUCGCGCGAGUCGCGGCAGAGCUCCGUGAGCGGCAGGAUGAACAGGAGGAAUAGCGGAGACAACCAGGAGUCUGGCAACUCUGGGAAGACACCGCCCCGGAGACACGUCACCGAAGUGCCCAGGAACCACAAGUACUGGGAUCAUGACGACAGAUGCGACAAGGACUACAACAGU